CAUGGAACUGAUAACAUAAGUUCAAGUGAAAUUGUCGGCUUUGCUGAGGAAGAGGGGAUAGACGGUGAUGAUGAAAGACAUACAACUGCGCAUGAAAGCAGUGAUGAAGAGGGCAAUGAAGAUG
Racocetra persica is the source of this 124-nucleotide messenger RNA. Lineage: Eukaryota; Fungi; Glomeromycota; Glomeromycetes; Diversisporales; Gigasporaceae. The record is from the annotation of a GenBank genome assembly.